GUCAGAGCUUACUGAGGAAGCCAACAGGAACCCUCCAGAGCACCCGGCUCACUGUCAGGCGUGCCCGCCCUCUGGGUGCGGGAACCAGGAAGCCGGGGUCAGAGCCCCUCGGGAGGGAGCGGCAAGUGGGGAGGGCAGCCCCUCCCUGGGACCAGAACCCACUUCCUACUUCACCGCACCGCUCGGAGGUGGCCCGGAGGGCUGAGCCUGCUCGGAGCACCCUCCCUUCCACCCUUGUGCACAGGAAGGCCGGGCUAACCUGGCCUGGGUGCCUCCCGACAGCAGGAUGGACGAGGAAGGGCCGGAGUGCGGCAAACCCGACUUUGUGCUUUUGGACCAAGUGACCAUGGAGGACUUCAUGGAGAACCUCAAGCUCAGGUUCGAGAAGGGCCGCAUCUACACCUACAUCGGCGAGGUGCUGGUGUCCGUGAACCCCUACCAGGAGCUGCCCCUGUAUGGGCCUGAGGCCAUCGCCAAGUACCAGGGCCGCGAGCUCUAUGAGCGGCCACCACACCUCUAUGCUGUGGCCAAUGCCGCCUACGGGGCGAUGAAACGCCGCUCCAGGGACACCUGCAUCGUCAUCUCAGGGGAGAGUGGGGCAGGGAAGACGGAAGCCAGCAAGCACAUCAUGCAGUACAUCGCCGCUGUCACCAACCCCAGCCAGAGGGCCGAGGUGGACAGGGUCAAGGACGUGUUGCUCAAGUCCACGUGCGUGCUGGAGGCCUUCGGGAACGCGCGCACCAACCGCAACCACAACUCCAGCCGCUUCGGCAAGUACAUGGACAUCAACUUCGACUUUAAAGGGGACCCCAUCGGGGGUCACAUUCACAGCUACCUGCUGGAGAAGUCUCGAGUCCUCAAGCAGCACGUGGGUGAACGGAACUUCCAUGCCUUCUACCAGGUGCUGCGGGGCUGUGAGGACGCAGAGCUGCGGAACCUGCACCUGCAGAGGAACCCGGCCGUGUACAACUUCACUCGGCAGGGCGCAGGGCUCAGUGCCUUGGAGAGCGACGAGAGGAGCCACUACCUGGCAGUGAUGGAAGCCAUGCGGGUGAUCGGCUUCAGUGCUGAGGAAGUGGGCUCUGUGCACCGGAUCCUGGCAGCCAUACUGCAUCUGGGAAACAUCGAGUUUGUGGAGACGGAGGCGGCCGGGCCGGAGCAGGGGCACCUGGCCGUGGCUGAGGAGCUGCUGGUGGACCAUGUGGCCGAGCUGACGGCCACGCCCCGGGACUUGGUGCUGCGCUGCCUGCUGUCUCGUACGGUGGCCUCCGGAGGCAGGGAACUCAUUGAGAAGGGCCACACUGCGGCGGAGGCCAGCUAUGCCCGGGACGCCUGUGCCAAGGCAGUGUACCAGCGGCUGUUUGAGUGGGUGGUGAACCGGAUCAACGGUGUCAUGGAAACCCGGGGCCGGGACCCCCGGCGAGACGGCAAGGACACGGUCAUCGGUGUGCUGGACAUCUACGGCUUUGAGGUGUUCCCUGUCAACAGCUUCGAGCAGUUCUGCAUCAACUAUUGCAACGAGAAGCUGCAGCAGCUCUUCAUCCAGCUCAUCCUGAAGCAGGAGCAGGAGGAGUACGAGCGGGAGGGCAUCGCCUGGCAGAGCGUGGACUACUUCAACAACGCCACCAUCGUGGAGCUGGUGGAGCGGCCCCACCGCGGCGUGCUGGCCGUGCUGGACGAGGCCUGCAGCGCCGCGGGCACCAUCACCGACCGCAUCUUCCUGCAGAGCCUGGACACCCACCACCGCCACCACCCGCACUACACCAGCCGCCAGCUCUGCCCUACAGACAAGACCAUGGAGUUUGGCCGAGACUUCCGGAUCAAGCACUACGCGGGGGACGUCACGUACUCGGUGGAGGGCUUCAUCGACAAGAACAGAGACCACCUCUUCCAAGACUUCAAGCGGCUGAUGUACAACAGCUCGGACCCCACCCUGCGGGCUAUGUGGCCGGACGGGCAGCAGGACAUCACGGAAGUGACCAAGCGCCCCCUGACGGCUGGCACGCUCUUCAAGAACUCCAUGGUGGCUCUAGUAGAAAACCUGGCCUCCAAGGAGCCCUUCUAUGUCCGCUGCAUCAAGCCCAAUGAGGACAAGAUGGCUGCCAGGCUGGACGAGGACCACUGUCGCCACCAGGUCGUGUACCUGGGGCUGCUGGAGAAUGUGCGGGUGCGGAGGGCUGGCUUCGCUUCCCGCCAGCCCUACCCUCGAUUCCUGCUCAGGUACAAGAUGACCUGUGAGUACACGUGGCCCAAUCACCUGCUGGGCUCUGACAGGGCAGCCGUGAGUGCCCUCCUGGAGCAGCAUGGGCUGCAAGGGGACGUGGCGUUCGGCCACACCAAGCUCUUCAUCCGCUCGCCCCAGACUCUGGUCAAGCUGGAGCAGAGCCGCGCACGCCUCAUCCCCAUCAUCGUGCUGCUGCUGCAGAAGGCCUGGCGCGGCGCGCUGGCCAGGCGGCGUUGCCGGCGGCUGCGGGCCGUCUACACCGUCAUGCGCUGGUUCCGGAGGCACAAGGUGCGCGCUCACCUGGCAGAGCUGCAGAGGCGGUUCCAGGCCGCGAGGCAGCCCCCGCACUACGGCCGAGACCUCGUCUGGCCGCCGGCCCCUGCGGUGCUGCAGCCGUUCCAGGACACCUGCCGGGCGCUGUUCUGCAGGUGGCGGGCCCGGCAGCUGGUGAAGAACAUCCCACCUUCAGACAUGGCCCAGAUCAAGGCCAAAGUGGCGGCCAUGGGGGUCCUGCAGGAGCUACGGCAGGACUGGGGCUGCCGGCGGGCCUGGGUCAGGGACUACUUGUCCUCUGCCAUGGACAACCCCACAGCCUCGGGCCUGUUCGCUGAGCGACUGAAGGCACUCCGUGAGAAGGACAGCUUUGGGGCUGUGCUGUUCUCCAGUCACGUCCGGAAGGUGAAUCGCUUCAACAAGAGCCGGGACCGGGCGCUCCUGCUCACUGACCGGCAUGUCUACAAGCUGGACCCCGGCCGGCAGUACCGGGUGAUGCGGGCCGUGCCCCUGGAAGCGGCAGGGAAGGGCCCUGGAGGUCCGCGUCUCCGACUGCAUCCCCCUGAGCCAGCGCGGCGCCCGGCGCCUCGUCUCCGUGGAGCCCAAGCCCGAGCAGCCAGAGCCGGACUUCCGCUGCAGCCGCCGUGCCUUCACGCUCCUCUGGCCGAGCCGCUGACCCGUCCCGCCGCGCCCGGGCCGCCCUCCACGCCAGCCCCGCGCCGGACACCCGUGCGCUGUGCAAUAAAAGGUUCUGCGUCUGUGUCCUGCGAGACUUGUGCCUGUGGGUGGACAUCCGCACAGCGGCCAGCAACCUGGCAAAUGUCACGCCCGCGUCCUCUGCUGACCCCUGUGGGGUCACCCGAAGCGGAGGAGGGGAGGCCUGGGGGCCCAGUCUGGUGGGGCAGCAAGACCGCAUUCCCCCGGGGCCCCAGUCUAUGGACCAGCUGGCUGUGGAGCCCACGGUCCGAGAGGAAACGGUGCCCUUUAUGUCCCAGGCUGUUCCUUCCACGCUGAGGUCUCCCCCCGCCCCGCCCAUUUCCCUCCCCUAAGGCUCCUUGGCCACUGGGGAAGCUUGGGGGUCCCAGGGCCACCCUCGGGCAGGGCUCUGGCUGAGCACACACUGAGGCAGACGCUGUCCCAGCUGCUGGCUAUGUCCUUGCUGGGGGUGGGCAUCCCAGGCCCCAGGAACCCUACUUCUGGGACUCCUGAGCCAGGACCUCCCACAGUCUGGGACAGGACCUUGUGUCUGGGGGGUCUCAGGAGCCAACCAAAGGAAGGCCAGAGUGGACACAGCUCCACUCCCUCUCACCAGCAGCGUCCCUCCCCAGACCCUCUGCCUCGCAAUGCCCCAGCCCUGCCCGCUGCCCCAUCCUAGCACCCCCACUCACUCUCCUCACUCCAUAGGUGGCUCUUGGCUUUCAAAGCUGCUCCCUCCCUCCUGGGGCACGCUAAAUUUGGGUGGCAUCCUUGCCUGGUUGUGCCCUGUUGAAGUGGAGGGAGGUUGGCAGGUGUCCACCCCUUGAAGGGCUCACAGCUCCUGAGGCUUCCCCUGGUCACUGUCAACUUCCCUCUCCAGGGGGUUUGGUGGAGUCACCUCCUCCUGCACAGAGCCCAGCCUGGAGGCCCCUGGAGGCCCCCACAUAGCCCGCUCCAGUGUCUGUCUCCGGCACUGGGGGCCUCAGGACAAGCCAGCCAUUCUCUCGAAGAGGGUGCUCAGGUCCGCUCGGAUCUGGAGAUGCUAAGCUGCCCUAGACAGCAGGUGCUCCUGGCCCAUUGUAAAUUCCCUUUGCAGUAGGUGGCUUGCCAGAGGCUGUCAGCACAGCCUGCUCCCUUUCCAGAUUCUCCACGGCUGCCUGGCUGCCUGGCUGAGGGCAGGGCUUUGUGGAGCCCAGAGGGAGGAGCCUCACUGGGCAACGUUUGGGGAUCCUGCCCUGCUGGGGGACACUCCAUUCUGAAGGCCCAGAGCCAAACAGGGUUUCUCCAACGUCCAGAGAGAACUGUCAUGGCUGCCAGGCAGGUUCCUGGGGCUGUAGGAUCCUGAGAUCCCGUCAGAGGAGUUGAGUGAGAGGCCAGGAAGAGGAAGGAGCUAGAACCCCCUUAUUCAACCCUCACCUCACAUCAGUCUCUUCACAAACAUUAUACAUCACUCUACAAAUCCUUGUAUUUGUCAUAUAUUAAUCGCUUUGCAAAUUACACCUCAGCCCUCUUCCUGCCGGGUCAGUGUUAGCUUUAUCUUGCACUGUGACAGGUGGGAAAACAGGCUGUGUGAGUUGCCUGGGGCCAUUCGUGUGCUGGGUUAGGCAGAUUCAGGCUCACUGGCCCCACACCAACAGAGGCACUGGCUUUUAGAAGGGGACCGUGUCCUCAACGCUUGCUGCCUCAGUCCGAGUCCAGCUCUGCUCAUGAGCCCCCUCUGGCCUCUGGCGGAUGUCUUUGCCCAUGCAGGCUUCCCCGGAGUCUGGGCUGGCCCUGGGAGUGACUUUGAUCAGAAGGGGUGAGGCACUUCUGGGCCCAAGCCUUAAGAAGGCAGAGUGGGGGAGAGU
Leptonychotes weddellii (Weddell seal) is the source of this 5040-nucleotide messenger RNA. NCBI's taxonomy places the organism in Eukaryota, Metazoa, Chordata, Mammalia, Carnivora, Phocidae. The record is from RefSeq and is a predicted model, not a curated record.